CAAGAGUGAAGACGCCCCCUCCCCUCCCAACCCUGCCCUGCCGCCGCGACUCGCCCCUCCCCCGCCCCACUCUCUUUGCGGCGCCGCCGCAGCAGGUGGCUCUCUCCUCUCGCACGCAGCGCCCCCGCGGCAGCAGCUCGCAGUCGCGCCUCGCUCGCUCCGCCUCCGGCGAUCUCUUCUCGCCUUCCCGGCGCCGCCUCCGGCCCUCCGCCUUAUCGCCUUAAUAGUGUUUGACCUAGUAUGGAAGACCAAAGGAGACGUACCCUGGAAGCUCUAGAGCGACGAUUUGCUCAAGCAAAGUCAGAGGUUCAGUCACAGAAACAGAAUAGCAAGAAAAGACCAGCUGAAGAUAAGAAAACAGUUGCUUUACAUGUUGAAUCCUUGUCUGCAGAUUCACCAAUCAAUAAGCCACUCUCCAAAUCUUCAUCUAAAAGAGGAAAAUUUUCUUUUACGGAUCAUACUUCUAAAGAAGAUACAGGAUUAAAUGAGCCUGCAUACUUGAAGCUUUCUCACUCUGUUCAUGAAAAUUUGCUCCCAAAUGGUGCACAAGUUUCUGAUGGUAGAAUCACAGUUAAUGGGGUUUUACAUGAGCUUUUCCAACAUGGUGAUUCAGCUAAGAAAUACAUGCAAGGAUCCAAAAGUAUAAAAAUUGAGAAUACAAUACUUCUAGAUAAUUAUGUCCACAAACAUGGCAGUUCAAGUUCUGGUCAUAUUCAAGCACUACAGCAUGGCUCAAAACGCUCUAAAAAGCAUAUGUCCCUGAAGCAACAUAAGAGUAUCGGAUCAUUUGACUUGCCAAAAGAGUUCCAUAACUUUAACAUCUUUAAGCCUAUGCAUGAAAAGUGGAAAUCCUAUGUACAUCAACUUCUAAGAAUUGUCGGGAAAGGGCAGUUGGCUCAGUGCUUCCUUAAUGCUGACCUACAUGGUGCAAUCAUUUUAGUUGUUCAGUGUAAAACUGUUGCGUACGUAGGGUUGCAUGGCAUCAUGGUUCGAGAGACUAAAGAAACAUUUGGAAUUGUUACUCAAGAUAAUAAAUUCAAAGUUGUGCCCAAAAAGCUUUCUGUUUUUAUGCUCCAAGCAGAUUGCUGGAAGGUUACACUACAUGGAGAUAGACUUGUAUCCAGAAACUUGGUUCCAUAAUUUUAUUACGAGUAAGUUCUCCAUCUUACGAACUAUAUGAUAUCUUUUAAUGAAAUUGUGCUGGGUCUGUUUUUUAGUUAUAUUUUUGACAUCAGAUUUCUGAAGUCACGUUGGAGCAUAUGUUGUCGGCCUCUCUAAAAAGUUUUAUGAAUCAGAGUGACGACCACGAGGGUUUGAUCGUACGAUGCCGGGGUCACCCAUUGGCUGAUAUUAGCUAGAAUAGGAAUGUGUAUACUUAGGCUGAGUACCUAAAAUUCUUUGUACAAAAUGACUUUUUUUAGAGAUAAUCUAAUAGAGGAAUGUUUUCUCUCACAAGUUUUCUGAUAGUAUUGUUUAUUUUCUUACGUCAUGUAACUGUUUACACAUGUUUCAAAUAAUCAACAGCUAUGUGAAUGUACGAGAAUUCUAUUCAGUUUAUUUGAUUUAUGAGAUUAUAGAAAAUUUUAUUAGUUCA
Messenger RNA from Salvia miltiorrhiza (redroot sage), 1594 nucleotides. RefSeq names its product ribonuclease MRP protein subunit POP4. The coding region runs from base 241 to 1140 and encodes 299 amino acids. Gene Ontology annotation, cellular component: ribonuclease MRP complex; ribonuclease P complex. NCBI's taxonomy places the organism in Eukaryota, Viridiplantae, Streptophyta, Magnoliopsida, Lamiales, Lamiaceae. The transcript is spliced from 9 exons. Gene Ontology annotation, biological process: rRNA processing; tRNA 5'-leader removal. Gene Ontology annotation, molecular function: ribonuclease P RNA binding. The record is from RefSeq and is a predicted model, not a curated record.